Molecule: messenger RNA, 684 nt
Organism: Cotesia glomerata
Lineage: Eukaryota; Metazoa; Arthropoda; Insecta; Hymenoptera; Braconidae
Exons: 2
Coding region: 16-684 (222 amino acids)
Cellular component (GO): nucleus
Molecular function (GO): DNA binding
Source: RefSeq, a predicted model, not a curated record
AGGAUAUUUACAAAUAUGACCAAAACCUGCAAAGAACAGUAUUGUCCAAAUAAAUUAAAAACGGCACUGGAGUCUGUAAAGAGUGGCAGAACAAUGAGACAAACUGCAAAGGAUUUUAAAAUUCCUUAUUCAACAAUUCGUUCUAAAAUAAAAGGCGUAGCUGGACAUCCACGAACUAAAGAAUCCAUUCUUGACAGUGUGCAAUUAAUCUGCAAUAAAUUGAAGAAGACAACACCAUUUAUAAAUAAUAGACCAUCAAGAAGCUGGUAUAAGGGGUUCAUGAAACGACAUCAAGAUGUAUUAAGUACUCGAACUAGUCAAAAUUUAACGAAAAGACGAGCUAAUGUUAGUGAAAAAUCGAUCAGAUUCUGGUUUGAAGAGGUUGGCAGUUACUUAAAAUCUAAAAAUUUAUUGAAUAUUGAUCCGUCACGAAUAUUCAACUUGGAUGAAAGUUGCUUUUAUCUUACACCUAAAACUGAAAAAGUCAUUGUAAAAAGAAGUCAAAAAAGCGUCUAUAAUUUGUGUAAUGAUGAUAAGGAAUCAUUAACAGCUUUGGUUACUUGUAAUGCCAAGGGGGAAAUGCCACCAGGCUUGAUAAUGUUCAAAGGUGCUAAACUUCCUGUUAAAAUAGCCCAAUUCCUGCCAACGUCAUUUGUUGCUGGUAAAAGUGAAAAUGGCAUCUGA